UAUAUAUGCGAGACUGUUAAUAGUUUUAAUAUAUUUUACGUUUUUAAAUAAUUUUCUGACAUAUAAAUUUUUAAAUAGUAAUACUUCUCAGGUUCAAACUGUUUGAUGCAUAAAGUUCAUGCAUACAAUUUCGUGUAGCAUUUCAUAUAGCAUUAUGUAUUAUAGCCUAAGAAAAACACUUACGUUAAGACUAUAAUGUAUAUAAUGUUGCAAUAUAUUUUUUUAAUUAAAAGCAUCUUAAUUGCACGUAUAUUGUCAUCUUAUCAUAUCAGUGAUAUUAUCACUAUAUUAUCACAUUACCAAAGAAUGAAAGAUAAAGCUGGAUAUAUUUAUUGUGUCUAAAGUAUCUCGUCAUAUCUGUUUGUAUUCAAUGUUGCGAUAUCACUUCGUUGAAAAAUGACGCAAAUGCGACGCUGUACUUGAAAUCCCGUGCAAAACUGUUAUGAUGUGUUAUCAAUAUGCGUUAGAUAACGAACCCCCACCACCCAUUGAGCACGUAUAAAAAGGUGGCUGGGAAUAGAGUAGUUCACAGUUGCACGUCGACGUUGUUAAGUCACGUAGAUAUUCGCUUUAUAGCUGUACUUAAUAACGCCAUAUAGAUAUUCAAAUUCGUAUUAUUCAACAAGCUGCACCUUGCCCUUUUACACGAAUCCACUUCCGUCACGCAAGCAAGUUUAUUAGCAUGAUACACGCAGUCAUCUUGUCGGUGAUAGCCGGCGCUCUAGGCCUCUAUUACUUUCUUCUUAAAGACUUGAGUUUCUUCAAGAAACAUGGGAUACCGUGCAAAACACCGAUUCCCUAUCUGGGUAACAUGGGACCGGUACUCUUUCGUCGACAAUCCAUGAGUGAGCUUGUCAAAUCGACAUAUGACAUAUAUCCUGACGCCAAGUACGUCGGCGUGUAUGAGUUGACGACUCCGCGUGUAGUAAUCCGUGAUCCUGAGCUUAUUAAAUCCAUCACGUUGAAGCACUUUGAUAUGUUCAUGGAUCACAACAGCUUCAUCAAUGAGAAUCAAGACUCACUUUUCGGGAAGAACAUUAUCGUCCUACGUGGAGAACGAUGGCGCGAGGUGCGAUCUAUAUUGAGCCCAGCCUUCACGUCCAGCAAGAUAAAAGGCAUGUUCAAGCUGAUGUCGGAUUACAGUGUCAACUUUGUCAAUUAUCUGGCGCAACUACCUGCGGAGAAGAAGACGAUGGAAAUGAAAGAGAUCUUCGUCAGGUACACCAAUGACGUAAUUGCCUCUUGCGCCUUCGGCGUCAAUGUUGAUUCUAUGAGAAAUCCAGAGAACACAUUCUACGCGUAUGGCAGAGAGGCGAUCGUUGUUAACUAUGUUCUUCUCGUGAAAGCCUAUAUAUUUAGAAACUUGCCUUGGUUGGCACGAAUGCUUCGACUGAGACUGUUUCCUGAAAAAGUUGCAAUUUUCUUCCGAGAUCUCGUGCAGAGCACUAUAAAACUCAGAGAGGAGAAAGGUAUUACUCGACCAGACAUGAUGCAGCUUAUGAUGGAAAGUAGAAACAAGAACGGCAAGACAGUUCUAACUCUCGAUGAUAUGGUAUCGCAGGCGUUCAUAUUUUUCUUUGGAGGCUUCGAAAAUCCUUCGACGUUGAUGUGCUUCAUCGCUCAUGAGAUCGCGGUUCACCCCAACGUACACGAGAGACUUCGAAAUGAAAUCGAUGAAGUUUUGGAAGCUACCAAUGGACAAGCAUCUUACGAAGCAAUCGACAGCAUGGAGUACCUGAAUGCUGUGAUCAACGAGACUCUCAGGAUGUAUCCGGUUGGUUCAAUGUUAGACAGAUUAUGCGUGAAAGACUUCAAGCUACCGCCAACAUUGCCGGAUUCGAAACCGUUUACUAUAAGAAAAGGACAAAGCUUGUGGAUACCGGUCUCUGGGCUUCAUCACGAUCCUAAAUACUUCGAAGAGCCAGAAAAAUUCGAUCCCGAACGAUUUCUCGGAGAGCGUAAGAAGAUUAGUCUCAACUGCGGUGCGUAUCUUCCUUUCGGUUUAGGUCCUAGAAUGUGCCUCGGCAGCAGAUUCGCGUUGAUGGAAAUGAAGAUUUUGUUCUUUCAUCUGUUGGCACGUUGCGACUUGAAGCCUAAUGAAAAGAUGUCGUUACCUCUCACACUCGCCAAGGACGGCUUCAGUAUGAAAGCUGAAGGCGGUUUUUGGCUGGACAUAACAUCAAGAAAGAGUUUGCAUCGCACUAUCGUAACAUAAAUGAGACAUGUGAAUCUUAAAAAAUUGUUUUAAUCAGAUUUAAUUGGAUCUUCAAAAUUCAAAACCAAAGUCGAUGUUUACCGUUAUUUUGUUCUUAGUGUAUGGAAUAAGAAUAAAUAAAAGAUAAAAUAUAGGGUGUCUGACACAAGGCGAAAAAC
Messenger RNA from Ooceraea biroi (clonal raider ant), 2373 nucleotides. Its product is annotated as cytochrome P450 9e2. The record is from RefSeq and is a predicted model, not a curated record. Gene Ontology annotation, molecular function: oxidoreductase activity, acting on paired donors, with incorporation or reduction of molecular oxygen; iron ion binding; heme binding. NCBI's taxonomy places the organism in Eukaryota, Metazoa, Arthropoda, Insecta, Hymenoptera, Formicidae.